AGAGAGAGAUUGAGUAAGAGAGAUUGUGUAAAAACAAUAAAAUAAGAGCUAUAUAUAUAUAAUAUAUACAUAUUGAGAAAGAAAGAAAAAAGACAUAAAUUCUUAUCUCCCAUCCUCACUCCACCAUAAAUAUUUAUAUGUAUAUAUUUAUAUUCAUUCUUUCAUUCUCUUGAAAUUUUUAUAUAUAUAUUUUUUCCUCUCUCACAAUUAUUUCCAUUGCAUCUCUCACUUUGCUCUUCCACAAGAAGAGCUAAGAUGGCAGAUUGCAACCGAGGUGAAGAUUAUUUCUCAUCCCAAAACCACCAGGAAGGAUCAGUUCAGGGGAAGAAAUAUGGAGGACUUGUUCCAAAGAAGAAGCCUUUGAUUUCAAAGGAUCAUGAACGUGCAUUCUUUGAUUCUGCAGAUUGGGCAUUAUGCAAGCAAGGUGCAAGUGUGAAUCAAAAGUCUACAGCUGCCGUAGAAACAUUACGGCCAAAACUUAAGAGAACACCUCAUCAACAACUCCCACCAAGAAGGCCUGCUUGUGUCUCUGGUGGGGAAGCCCUGGAAGACUAGAGAUUUUCCGAGGAGGCUCUUAAAUGAAGGUGUUUAUAUAAAUUAUGGUUUUAUUAUUUUCAAAUAGCUCAAUCAUUUUAAUAAAGCAAUUUAGUUUGCACCACAAGAGAUGCUCAGCCAUUUUGAAAGUUGAUGUGUAUUUAUAUGUUUGCUUAAUUUGGUUUAAUUAAGCUCAUCACUUCUCUUGGUGAUCACUUUAAUCCUUUUUGUGCAAUUCUACUUGUAAAAACACAAUGAUCAUUGAUCAACAUCCACAAUAAAUAAAACAAUUGUGUAGAAAAA
This is a messenger RNA of Cannabis sativa, 837 nucleotides long. RefSeq lists its product as uncharacterized. The record is from RefSeq and is a predicted model, not a curated record. NCBI's taxonomy places the organism in Eukaryota, Viridiplantae, Streptophyta, Magnoliopsida, Rosales, Cannabaceae. The transcript has 7 exons. Bases 256 to 555 code for a protein of 99 amino acids.